Molecule: messenger RNA, 2030 nt
Organism: Pygoscelis adeliae (Adelie penguin)
Lineage: Eukaryota; Metazoa; Chordata; Aves; Sphenisciformes; Spheniscidae
Gene: PECR
Product: peroxisomal trans-2-enoyl-CoA reductase
Exons: 8
Coding region: 1-807 (268 amino acids)
Biological process (GO): phytol metabolic process
Cellular component (GO): peroxisome
Molecular function (GO): trans-2-enoyl-CoA reductase (NADPH) activity
Source: RefSeq, a predicted model, not a curated record
AUGCCAUCCCAGCAAGGUUGCAGUGUUGUUAUUGCCUCUCGUAAAUUUGACCGAUUAAAAGCUGCUGCAGAAGAACUGAAUAAUAAAUUUUCUUCCAUGAUUCCUGCCAGAGUGACUCCCAUGCAGUGCAAUAUCCGCAAAGAAGAUGAGGUAGAAGCUUUGGUGAAGUCUACACUGAGUCUGCACGGGAAGAUUGACUUCCUGGUGAAUAAUGGAGGGGGCCAGUUCGCAAGUCUUUCUGAAGCCAUCCGUGCAAAAGGCUGGAAUGCUGUGAUAGACACGAAUCUGACAGGGACCUUCUACUGCUGCAAAGCAGUGUACAAUGCCUGGAUGCAGGAACAUGGAGGAGUCAUUGUCAACAUUACUGCUGCCGUGAGAAAUGGGUUUCCUGGAAUGUCGCAUACAGGAGCUGCAAGAGCUGCAGUGAAUAACCUAACCAAGAGUUUAGCUUUAGAAUGGGCCCACAGUGGAGUAAGAAUCAACAGCGUUGCUCCUGGAAUAGUAUUUUCAGAAACUGCUGUUGCAAACUAUGGAGAACAAGGUACAAUGCUGUGGUUAAAGAGCAUACCAAAGGUUCCUGCGAAGAGGUCAGCGGUUCCUGAGGAGAUCUCUCCUGCAGUGUGUUUCCUACUAUCUCCAGCUGCUUCUUACAUAACUGGGAUAACCAUGGUCGUGGAUGGUGGCCAAAGUUUGUAUAGCCAUACCCUAGAAAUACCCGAUCACGACAGAUGGCCCUCACCACCAGAAGGAAAAAAUACUGAAAUGCUUAAAAAGCUUCUUUCUGGCAAGUUCAAGCCAAAGCUGUAAAAGAAUGAGAUUUCACCUUACUCCCAGUUGCACUCUUGCUGAUAAUCUCGCUUUGUGAUUUGGGCUUAUUAUUCUCAGUAAUAUAUUUUUUUUGCUCAUAUGUAACUACAUUGAGUGCCUUGAUUUUUGUUCGUUUAUAUAUUUAAAACUUGAAAGGCUGUACAUAGUAAAUUUCUUCUCUGAAAACACUCACUGCCCUGAAAACAUUCAGUCUUUUGGGAAGGGAAGGUAUAAAAGACAAAUUCUCCAUUUGCACAGGGAUUAAGUAAUGAAGAAUCUCAGUCAGAAGUGAAUAAAAAAAAUACUUAUUCUGAAGUGAAGGGGGCAGAGAGGGAAUGUUUCGGAAUCCUUCUGUUCUGGAUGAAUUUGGGGAGAAGGUAAUUUAAAUCUCUGUUAUCAUUAGUUGCAUCAGUAACCCUUGAGGUAGCUGUUAACGCUACACUAUUUCUGUUCAGCCACACACUGAAUGUUCAACAAUGAUUUUAAAGACUAAGUAGAGUAGGUAUUUCUCUGAAAAGAAUUAAAAAUAAGGCAGAAUACUGUUAUUAAUGUUUCAAACUAAUAUGGCAUGUCAUAUUUGGAAUGUUUCGAGUUGUUUACAGAUAUAACGACAUAAUGGAGUUAAGCUGGCUGCAACUUAAAUUUGAUCAUAGAAUAAUCAGAUAAUAAACUUAAGAUUUAACAUAUGGUGAUGGAAAACAGUAUAGAUUCAACAAUUUAGCAUGCAAAAUCUUGAAGCAAAAGCUGUGGUGUAUAUUGUGGUGCUUUCUGCAAUGUGCUAUACUGUUAAAGGAGAAACUGGGAAUCCUUCUUUUACCAAUUAAAAUGUUUUCUAUCCAUACUGUGUUGUCUUACAGUGUUAACACAAUUUUGUUCAUCAGUGUCUCUAAAAUAGGUGUGAUUUUUGUGAUCAAUGCAGAGAUUCCAUUUAAAAACCAGAAAUCUUGCAAUAUAUCUCUCAAAGAGGCUAUAUUUGUCAUUACUCACUUUUUUAAAUUCACUUUAAGGCAAGCGUUCCCAUGUCUGAUAACUUCAAUCAAAAUAUAAAAAAUAAGUGAUGACUGUGUUUGCUGUAACAACUGAAAUUUGUGGAAUCAAGUUGCUGCUGUAGAAGCGACCUCUUUAAUACUUCAUUUUGGAUUGAAUGUAAGAGUCUCUGCCAGUUGUUUGUUCUUUGCAAAGAUGUUUCACUUUUGUGUCUUUCAUUAAAAUAUGGGAACUUA